Camellia sinensis is the source of this 1521-nucleotide messenger RNA. NCBI's taxonomy places the organism in Eukaryota, Viridiplantae, Streptophyta, Magnoliopsida, Ericales, Theaceae. The record is from RefSeq and is a predicted model, not a curated record.
AUGUGUAUGGUGGGUGAGGUUUUGAGUGCAGUUCACCUGUUUGAUAAAAUGACUGAGAAUGGUGUUAAAGGAAAUGUGUACACAUAUGGAAUUCUCAUCAAUGGGCUUUGUAAAAUUCACGAGACGGGUCUUGCUGUCGAGUUGCAUAGGAAGAUGUUGAAUUUGAUUGGCAAGGCAAAUGUGCUUACUUAUAGCAUGAUCAUUGAUUCUCUUUGCAAAGACGGGUUAAUCACCGAGGCACUGGAAAUGUUUUUGGAAAUGGAAAGCAUAAACAUUUCCCCUGAUUUUGUUGUCUAUAGUUCUUUGAUUAACGGGUUGUGUAAAUUUGGCAGAUUGAUGGAAGUUGGAUUUCUGGAUAUGGUUGGACACAGUGUUUCUGCUGAUACUGUAACAUUCAUGAUACUGAUUGAUUGUCUCUGCAAAAAGGGCAAGGUCGGAGAAGCUUACAAGCUAGUUGAAUUGAUGAUUCAACUUGGCAAGGAACCAAAUAUUUAUACUUGUAAUUCACUCAUAUAUGGGUUAUGUAUGUCAGGCAAGUUGGACGAUGCAGAAAAGGUUUUCAAAUCGAUAGUUGAUAAGGGUGGAGAGCACAACGUUACUUCCUACAACAUAUUGAUUAAUGGGUAUUGCAAACAUCAGAUGAUUGAUGAUGCUCUCCGACUCUUUCAGGAAAUGCAUUGCAAGAGUUUGAAGCCCACGAGUGUGACUUACAGCACACUAGUCGGAGCACUGUGCCAGACAGGAAGACUUAGGACUGCACAGAAACUAUUUAAGGACAUGCAAGUUUGUGGCCUCUCUCCAGAUUUACAUGCAUAUUCUGUUCUGUUGGCUGGGCUCUGCAAAAAUGGACACAUUGAGGAAGCAAUAUGUCUGUUCGAGUCUGUAAAAAGUACUGAGCUUGAAUCUAACAUUGAAGUUGUGAGCAUUCUCAUUAAUGGAAUGUGCAGAGCUGGUAAACUAGGGGAAGCAAGGAAACAGUUUGAUGAGCUAUCAAAGAAAGGGUUGGUUCCUGAUGUUGUAACAUAUAACAUAAUGAUCAAUGGCUUAUGCAAGAAAUUGUUCUUGCAAAUGGAAGAGAAGGGUUGUUCACUGGACUCCAUUUCAUUCAAUAUCAUGAUUCAAGGUUUUCUUAGAGAAAAUGAAAUCGAUAAAGCAAUGCAACUUUUUGGAGAAAUGCAUAACAGAAACUUCUUGCCAAAUGAAGCGUUUGUGCCAAAAGAAGAUACUAGUUCACCAAGCAGUUUUUCACGUCUGCUACAAUGGGAGGGCUAUGAACCACAGCUAGCUGCAGUUGCAACAGGUUCUCAUAUUGAUGCAAUUCCUUAUUCUGGGAAGUACGAUGGAGUUGUUGGUGUUUUGGGUGCAAUACAAGCCAUCAAUGUACUGAAAAGGAGAAAGGCCACCAAGAAAAUAACAUGGGUUAAGGUGAAUGAGAAAGCACAUGGUCUGCAUGAUCAGAAAGGGGAUAUAGUCCUUGAUAUAGCUGAUAUUCAGAAAGGUUUGGUAGCCAAUUCUACAUAG